Messenger RNA from Ostertagia ostertagi, 600 nucleotides. The record is from the annotation of a GenBank genome assembly. Lineage: Eukaryota; Metazoa; Nematoda; Chromadorea; Rhabditida; Trichostrongylidae.
AUGUGGGGCGCAUUCUUGACUAUGAGAGUCCCGUUCAAGGUCGAUCUCCUGCUUUUUCGGCUGGCUAAACUCCGAGAUAGCGCUCGUCUGUGUGAUGUGACUCUGGUCGCCGAGGGAACACGGAUAAGCGCCCAUCGAGUCGUACUUGCUGCAAGUACAGAUUAUUUUGAAGCCAUGUUCGCAAACGAUAUGGCUGAAAGCCGCAUGGAAGAAAUAGAAAUCAAAGAUGUGGAAGCCGCAGUGCUUGGAGCUCUGGUCAAUUUUUGCUAUUCCGGAAAAAUAAGGAUCAGUAGCACCAAUGUAUGGACUGUGUUGCCCACCGCGUGCCUACUUCAGCUUAAUGAAGUAAAGGACGUUAUUGGCACUGACGAGUUUUAUCGGCUCCCUGGUAACCAAUUAGUUGAACUGAUUUCAAGUGAAGAACUCCAGGUGCCGUCACAAGAAAAGGUUUUUGAGGCAGUUGUUGACUGGGUCAGGUUCGAUAUACCGGCUCGGCAGCAAUUGUUGCCACAGGUGGUGACUGUAUUCCUUGUCGUUGUCCGGCGUCCUAUUGCACUCUACUUUGCAGUUGCUCGAGCAUGUGCGGCUUCAGCUUUGUGA